Coregonus sp. 'balchen' is the source of this 1811-nucleotide messenger RNA. The record is from the annotation of a GenBank genome assembly. Lineage: Eukaryota; Metazoa; Chordata; Actinopteri; Salmoniformes; Salmonidae.
AUGAGUGAUAUGAGUAACACACUGGAAGACAUACACACCUCUGACAGCCUCGGAGAGAAAGCAGAGAUUUUUGGGAGUGGGAAGGGUAAUGUGAGUGGCUUUUCCAGCCCAUCCCUCAUCCCUUUGCAUGCUCCUUUACAACCACCAAAUGCCCAGCUCUCCAGGACUGCUGUCUGCCAGGGGAAUAGGUAUGGUUCAUUUCUCCUUUGGAAUGGCUGGUGUGAAUGAGCAUGAUUUAUUGUCACAUUUUUCUGUCUAAAACACAAACCUCAUAAAUGUGUUAGUAAUAUAUAUCCCUGCAUUUCCUCCAAAAGCCUCAGCGUAUCUAUCUUAGUUUAUACUGUAAGUCACUACUUUAAAGUUAAUCUUUAACAUAUGUGAUUAGUAGCUCGUACAAUGUGCUCUCUUACAGAGGAAUAGUACACCCUUUGUAUUCACAGCAGCAGGGCACAGAGGUCCCAGUUGAACAUUUGCUGUAGACUUUGUACCGGUAAACGCACGACUGUCAGCGAGAGAAUGGUUUUACCCAAUUUUGAUAAUACACUGAAAGAACUGGACUCGUCUCAAACACCUGUUACUUUGCUGCUUGUAAUUAGUAACUUAGUAACUGUUGUGUGUUUACAUAGCAGUAAGGAAAUGUCAAUGUGAGCCACCUUUUACCAUUCAAGGCCUUCAAAUCAAAUGUAUUUGUCAAAUGCGCCGAAGACAACAGGUGUAGACUUUACCGUGAAAUGCCUUCACAUAUAAACUGUGUUAAAUCUCAAUUUCAUAUCUUCUCAUGAUACUAAUGGAAAAUGUGGUGAUGCUUUUGUCAGCCCGGUCAUUCCCACACGGACAAGGUUACUUUUUCUGCUAGAUUUUGAUAUGAACGAAUGAAAUGGACACGCUGGCUGCGUUUUGUGAAGUGAACAGCAUAACGGCCAUCAUGACCGCUCCCUCAUACAGACACUAUCAGAAACCCAUGUCAGAUAAACAUAAGGAUUAUAGGCCUACACUGUAUUUCAGUUGUGGAUUCACUAUGCAUGAACGGGGCGACCCAGCUCUACAGAGUGUAGCCUAUACAUAAUGUAUAGACGGGAGCCAAACUGUCUUGAAUAAUGUCAAGUUUAAUGGACUUUAUGGUAACUUAGAGAGAGCCAGGAUCCAAGGGCUCUUUCUAAGCUGCUCACUGGUGAGGUGGAGGGUGCAGUGUUAUCUAUCGCCUCAUCAAAGAUCUGUUUGUCGCUCGGCUGGGUGUGUCGUCUGACUGGCUGAGAGCGGGAGGGGGCAACACAGUCACAGACAUGGCCAGUGUCACUGUCGGUCAGCCAUGUCUGUGUCUGUCUGGAAGUAUCAACUGUUCAGUCAUACUGAUCCCCUCGAAUGUACAGAAGACACAUAUUAUUCACAACAAAGGCACAAACAAUAGCUAGGAGGUAUACAGUAGAAUCUGGCAAUACACACGCUUCAGUUUGGGUGUAGGUAGAGGCUAAGAAGAUCCCAUGACUCGCUGUAGGCUCCAGACAGACAGCCAUCCAGCCAUCUAAUAUAUAAUUGCAAUGACAUUACCAUGAAUGCCUCUCUCUCGUCAUUCCAGAUGGAAAGACUGACCGACAGACAGCAUAUUGUUUGUGUUAAGAGUCAAGCUCCUUGGUUGUCAGUAUAAUGUUUUAUAUACUUAUUCUUUCCCUCUCUCCAGGAAAAUUAAAGAGGGAGAGGAGUCUCUGCUGGCUGCCCCUGUUCCAAGCCUUUUCCCAGAACUCAUUCCCUCAACCGUCUCAUCACUUGUCUCCGAUUGUUUAUUACCCUGGACCAAAAGUGGCGCAACUCAG